AUGCUACGAGCAACUCGUCCACUGAUUCAUGUAUCCUCCUCUCGGUUUCCGGUAUUGACUCGAAGACAUGCGCGUAGAUUCGUGUCCUCGUUGCUCGCAGAGGCGCACGCAAAUCACACUGGCGAUCGUCGUCCGCCUCCCCAGAACGCUAUCACGUCAAAGCUGCAUUUCAUUAACAGUGUGAACGAGGAUGGCUCGCAGAUACCCAUGUACCGUGUGCUAGAUGGCGCGGGAAAGGUGAUUGAGGGUGCGGAGGUGCCUGAGAUCGACGAGGCGCUCGCGAGGAGAAUCUAUGCCAGUAUGGUCCAUCUCCCCAUUAUCGAUGACGUCCUGUGCAAUCUACAACGACAGGGCAAGAUUGCUUUCUGGAUGACUUCGUACGGUGAAGAGGCAGCUUUGGUUGGAUCUGCGGCAGCUCUUGCGCCCGACGACGAAGUACUCAGCCAGUACCGCGAGCUUGGUGUGCUCCUGUACCGCGGAUUUGGCUACGACGCACUUCUCAACCAUGUUUGCGGGAAUUACCUCGACGGCUGCACAGGUGGCAAGAACAUGCCGAUGCACUUUGGCUCGCGCGAACAUCACUUCCACAUGAUCUCGGCGCCGCUCGCGAAUCAGAUACCCCAGGCGGCGGGAGUGGGGUACGCGCUCAAGCGCGACCCACAGCGCAGGGGCCGCAACUGCGCCGUCGUCUACUUUGGCGAGGGUGCGGCGUCCGAGGGUGACUUCCACGCUGGCAUGAUGUUUGCCUCGACGAUCCCUUCGCCUACGCUGUUCUUUGCGCGCAAUAAUGGCUUUGCUAUCUCCACGCCGGCGUCGGAGCAGUACUAUGGGGACGGUGUCGCAGCGCGGGGGCCCGGGUACGGCGUGCACACUGUGCGCGUGGAUGGGAAUGACGCACUCGCGGUGUAUGGAGCCGUGCAGGAGGCGCGCAGACUAUGCAUUCGUGAUGGACGUGCGGUGCUCGUCGAGGCGAUGACGUAUAGGGUGGGCCACCAUUCGACGUCAGAUGACUCGUUCGCGUAUCGCCCUCGCGAGGCGGUCGAGGAGCGGCGGCGGCUUGACGAUCCUAUUGCACGCUUCCGGAUGUUCCUCGAGAGCCGCGGGUGGUGGAACGCGCACGAGGAGCAAGCGUUGCUCGCGCGCUUGAAGGACGAGUUCAUGCAGGCGUUCCGCCGCGCGGAGGCGCUGCCGAAGCCGGAGCUGCAGUAUAUGUUCUCGGAGGUGUAUGGAGGCGAAGAGCCCUGGACCCUUAGAGAGAACCGUGAAGACUUGAAACGGCUCGUGGAAAAAUAUGGCGACGUCUGGGAACCGUGGCGGACGGAUCUGAAGAAGUUUAGGGGCGAGGGGCGAACAUGGCCUGAGGAAGCACAGAUGGAGAAGUGA
This is a messenger RNA of Sparassis crispa, 1383 nucleotides long. RefSeq lists its product as hypothetical. The record is from RefSeq and is a predicted model, not a curated record. Gene Ontology annotation, biological process: branched-chain amino acid catabolic process. Bases 1 to 1383 code for a protein of 460 amino acids. The transcript is spliced from 10 exons. Gene Ontology annotation, molecular function: oxidoreductase activity, acting on the aldehyde or oxo group of donors, disulfide as acceptor. NCBI's taxonomy places the organism in Eukaryota, Fungi, Basidiomycota, Agaricomycetes, Polyporales, Sparassidaceae.